GAAGGAAGGAGAAUCAUUCUUUCUCGCGAAGGAUGCAACCCCUAUUAACCUGCGACAGUCGUCGGCUUCGAAGUUUAGAGAGGGUAACAGGUAAUUCGCGUCGCCGCUCCCCACGGCCUACGUACCUGAGACGGCAGUAUCGCAGAGGACUCGGGACUGGGCCUCGUCUCUGGAUUCUUCUCACCCUUCUACAUAAACAAAUUAAAUUAGCCACACAGACGGUGGAAUCUCUCGACAAACGAGGUAGAGAGGAAGCAAUGGUGGAGCGCUUGCUUGGGCUUCUAAGAGUGCGGGUGCUGAGAGGUGUGAACCUCGCCGUCCGGGACACCUGGAGCAGCGAUCCCUAUGUGGUCCUCCGGAUGGGCAAACAGAAACUGAAGACUCGAGCAAUAAAAAAAUGUAUCAAUCCGGUGUGGAAUGAAGACUUAACUCUUUCUGUUGAAGAUCCUACUCUUCUGGUCAGGCUUGAAGUGUAUGAUAAGGACACAUUCAGCUUUGAUGAUCCCAUGGGCAAUGCGGAGUUUGACAUCGAACGAUUUCUGGAGGCUGUAAAGAUGAAUCCAGUAGGUGUUCCAAAUGGCACCAUUAUAACUAAGGUGGUACCGAAUAGGCAAAAUUGCAUCGCUGAUGAGAGUCCCAUCUAUUGGUCUGAUGGAAAGGUCGUUCAAGAUCUUGUCCUCAGACUCAGAAAUGUAGAAUGUGGUGAAGUUGAGCUGCAGCUGCAAUGGGUCAGCGUUCCAGGUUCCAGGGGCUGAUAACUUUCCAUCUGGUGUUAGGAGAACUUGAAUGUUAUGGAUGGCCUUAGCCUUCAUUGGAACAUCUUGAACAACCUUAUAAGUUAUGUGGGAUGUCCUUUCUGGGUACUCGAGUUUUUGUGUAUGUAAGCACUCCUGGAAUCCAACUCGUUUAGUAUAGCCAUUUUUUGUGCCCCCUCCUUUUUCUCCUUAACUUGCGUUGAACGCUCUUUUAAUUUGAAACAUCGUGUUGAGUGUC
This is a messenger RNA of Elaeis guineensis (African oil palm), 993 nucleotides long. RefSeq names its product GTPase activating protein 1. The record is from RefSeq and is a predicted model, not a curated record. Lineage: Eukaryota; Viridiplantae; Streptophyta; Magnoliopsida; Arecales; Arecaceae.